GAACAAUUUCCCCGAAAACCUUUGGAUUUAUUGUCGAAUCUGAAGAUGGCCAAAACGACAUGAAGUUCCAUCGUUUUUGGUGUUGUUCCCGUCAACCCCAUUCUAAAUCCCACUCGUUCACCUGAGCAGCCACGACGAAGAUGGAGGCGAGUCCGUAAGGAUCUAGGGUUAAUAGGAUUGUGGCAGGACGAGAUUAGAAGGAGGAAGCUGCGUUUUUUCUUGAAGGUAGAUCAAAUAUGGCACAAGACUCGGAGAAGAGAUUCCACCAGAUCAUGGAAAAGCUCUUUACCCCAUCGAAAUCUCAGUUUCCUUCUUCCUCCACCAGUUCAUCUGUGGAGCAACAAUCAAGGGGCAAGAAGCGUUCAAAUCCUUCAUCUGCGUUAGCACUGGUUGAGCCAAAGACGGUAUUAGCUACCAUUGAUAGGUCUUCUUCAGCUCUGAAAGUUCCCGCCGGGACGUCAUCGCCGUCUGGUCUUUGCAGGCCAUGGGAUAGAGGAGACCUUAUGAGGAGGCUUGCUACUUUCAAGUCCAUGACAUGGUUUGCCAAACCCCAGGUCAUUAGUGCUGUAAAUUGUGCGAGGAGAGGGUGGGUGAAUGUUGACACAGAUACUAUAGCUUGUGAAUCUUGUGGAGCUCAUCUUUACUUCUCAGCCCCGUCUUCUUGGUCAAAGCAACAAGUCGAGAAAGCGGCAUCAGUCUUCAGCUUAAAGUUGGAUAGUGGACACAAAUUACUCUGUCCAUGGAUAGAGAAUUCCUGCGAAGAAACGCUUUCUGAGUUUCCUUCGAUGUCACCUCAGGAUUUAGUGGAUAGGCAUGAAGAACGGUCAGAAGCUUUACUUCAAUUCUCAUCCCUGCCUAUAAUUUCACCAUCUGUGAUUGAGUACAUGAGGAGCUCUGAUCUGGAGGAAUUUCUUAAACGACCUAUUGCACCUGCACGUGGCGACACGACAGCCGAAGGUUCUCAAACCGAAUCCCUUAUCAAUCAUGUUGGAGCAACCCCUGCUCAACUUUUCUACCAGGCACAAAAACUUAUCAGUUUAUGUGGCUGGGAACCGCGAGCACUUCCUUAUAUUGUGGACUGCAAAGAGAAAUCGGGUGAGAUUGCUGAUGCUACAGAAACUAUUGAUCUACUUCCAGAAACUGCUACCCGCGAGCUUUUAAGUUCCUCCAAUACAAUCCCGAAUCCAAAUGGAAUAUCAGGGAAUAGCGAAACCCCAACAGUGCCAGACACAUUGAACUCUGAUCCCAGCUCUGUUGUACUGGACUGUAAGCUCUGUGGAGCCUGUGUUGGACUCUGGGUUUUCUCUACUGUUCCAAGACCACUAGAACUGUGUAGAAUCACUGGUGAUACCGAAGUUAAUACAGAGAUAAGCUCCAGUGUUGGUAAUCUUCAGAAUCAAACUUCAGGCUUAAAGUUUACCAUAGCAGGAGGACCCCCAGCUACGAAGCAAAACUUCAAAGCAACGAUAUCGCUGCCUAUUAUCGGCAGGAACUUGAGGUCGAGGUUUGCUUCUUACUCUAGAGAUCGUGAUCGUGGGAGUGCCAGUCCUAUUCUGGUUCAACAGAGUUUAACUGAAGAGAACAAUGGUGGUGUUUCAGAAAAUAGUGAUCAACUAAUGAUUAAUAUGGGAGAGAAUGUUAAUGAAGGAAGAAACGAAUCUGAUAUAGACAAUGAUACUACUCCACAGACCAAAGACAGACAACUGAUGAUAGUAAGAUCAGCUCUUCCUGAAAGCAACAAACAGAAGGAUUUAACUGCAGCUUGUGCUAAACUAUGCUUAUUAAAACCCAUAUUUCUUGGCGAAGAUACAGGUGCAUCAUCGACGUCAAACAAACAGAUGGAAUUUGAUCCAAUAAAGCAGCAUAGGCAUUUCUGUCCUUGGAUCUGGUCAACUGGUAGAAGAGGCCCUGGAUGGCGACAGACUCUGUCUGCGUUACAACGCCAAAAAGGAUCUUGUCAGACUCCACCAUCACCCUCUUCCGUUUUCAAGGUAGACGAUCCGUUAACAUCCGUUCGGAACCUAUUUAAGUCGCCUUCUCCGAAAAAACGGAAACUGAUCAGAGAAUCUUCAAACUGAGACACCGACGAUUUUGUUCCCGAAAAAAACUUGAGCUUUCUUGAUCUACACUGCAUCCGGAAAUUUGAAACCUGAAAAAAACUGUUAACAUUACACUGAGUUUUAUUUGUUGAUACCUCAAAAUACCUGUUGUUUAACCCAUUUGAAAAUUGCUAGAGUUUGUACCGGAAUUUAUCAAAAUCUAGACUUUUAGAUCGAACCUUAGCACAAAGUUCAAGUCAGUAGACAAACUUUUGGGUUGAAAUAGCUCCCUGAGAAAUUUCAGGUACAUAGAGGUUUUAUUGUGGUUGAGUGAGAAUUCUCCCUUACUGAACAAUUUAUUUCUAGUACCAGAUAUUUUGUAUGAAUAUUGUUACUUUAUUAAUGUCCAUUUUCCAACUAGUUUAAA
Molecule: messenger RNA, 2466 nt
Organism: Thlaspi arvense
Lineage: Eukaryota; Viridiplantae; Streptophyta; Magnoliopsida; Brassicales; Brassicaceae
Source: the annotation of a GenBank genome assembly